Molecule: messenger RNA, 2196 nt
Organism: Astrephomene gubernaculifera
Lineage: Eukaryota; Viridiplantae; Chlorophyta; Chlorophyceae; Chlamydomonadales; Astrephomenaceae
Source: the annotation of a GenBank genome assembly
ACCAGAUACAUAUCUCGACUAGAGUUCAGAGGGUGGGACUGUUGUAAGAUUGGUUAUUGAACUACAUUUUCACUCACACCGGUGGGCCAAGUAGCACUCCGCAGGGUGGCUGCACAGGGAAAUUCCAGUAAUUAAUCGCACCUAUUGUAUUAGUACUCGCAAUAGGCUUAGAGACUUGUUGGGCUUCCCUGCUGCCUCGGCAGCCACCCAAUGGACGAGGAAGAGGCACUCCUAUAUGAUGAUUAUGAGCCAGACCUGGAGCAAGAGGCAGAUCUUGAACCACCAGAGGCUGUGCCAGCAAUUGCUGAACCAGAGCAAGUAGACCAACAGACACCGGAACCUGUUGCCAGCAGCAAGGAGGAGGUGCAAGAUGCACCGCCCCGAGGGGAGGAAGCGGCUGGGCCAUCUGGGCGCGGAGGCCUCGGUGGAGGUGUACCUAACAAGAUAAAGCGGGGUCAGAGCUCAAGUCAAGGUGUGCGGUACUUCAUUAUCCGUUCCAGUACGCUGCAAAACAUCUUCAUCUCUGUCCGCGUCGGGGCGUGGGCGACAACUCGCCAGAAUGACGACAAGCUUGAUGACGCUUUCCGCAAGAGCAGGGAAGUUCGCCUAUUGUACUCCGUCACAGGCAGCAACGCGUUUCAGGGAUACGCAGUCAUGCGUUCGCCCAUCGGGAGGUUUGGCCGGCCUGUCAUCUGGGAGAACGGGAAGCAGUUCGGCAACCCGUUCGCUGUGGAGUGGCGUGUCCUGUUCGACCUACCGCACAGCGAGUGCGAACAAAUCCGCAACCCUUACAACGAGAACAGGCCGGUGUUCAUAGCACGUGAUGGGACGGAGAUACCGCAAGAGCAGGGGGACCUCCUGGUGCGCUUAAUGCAGGAGCGCGCAGCAGCCGCUGGUGCCAAGCCGCCGCGGCAGCAGCUUGCGCUAAUGGACCCAGGAGCCAGGGGUGGGCCUGCACCAGGCAUGAUGGGGCGUGGGGGCGGCAUGCUGGCUGCACCCGGCGGCAGGCUGGGCCCCGGCCCCCGCGGCGCAGGCAUGGGUCCGGGCAUGCGGCCGCCGCUACCCGGUCCCGGCAUGGACUCUGCCAUGUUGGGCCUGGGUGGUGUGGCGCCGGGCCUGUUGGGCCCAAUGGGUUCCCUGGGCAUGGGCGCCAACGUCAACAUGGAGCAGGUGGCGGCCAUGGUGGCUAUGAACAACGUCAACCCAGCAGCGGUGAGCGCCAUGCUGCAGCACGCUGGCCUGGGCAUGCAGCCGGGCGUGGGUGGCAUGCAGCAGCAACAGCCAAGCUUGCAAGCCAUCGCGUCUGCCAUGGUGGCCACAAUGGCCACGUUACCUCCCGAGCAGCAGGCGCUGGCGAUGAGCGCGAUUACGGCCAGCAACCCUCUGCUCGCUGAGGCGAUGGCUGCCGUGGUCAGCGGUGGUGGACCCGGUGCCGGUGGCCCUGCGGGCAUGCAGCCAGGUGUCUCUGGAAUGGGGGCGGGCGGUGCGAUGGCAUCCAUGGGCGGGCAAUUGGGCGGGGUUGGCCCGGCGGGGGCCAUGAACGGCUCAAGCGGCCUCGGUCACGCCCACCGCCAGGCGGGAGCCAUGGGCCGUAACGGAAACAUGGGGGAGAUGGGCGGCGCUAGGAUGUUGCACGCAAAUCAGCAGUUGCUGCAGCAACAGCAGGCCCAGCAGCAGAUGUUAGACUUCAACCGCGACGACGUCGUGCUUGAGGGCAGUGACGGCCGGCUGCGCAGCGCACGCUCGCGGUCACGGAGCCGAAGCCGCAGUCCAGUUCAUGGCCGGCGGGGUGGGGGCGGCGGGGUGGUGGACUUCAGCAACAUGACGUACGAGCAGUACCUCCAACAGUACGGGCGGGUGCAGCAGGAGGUACGGAGACGAGUGGGCGGCAGCAACGGACGGCAGCGGAGCAGGUCGCCAGAGCUGUCGCCUCGAUAUCCGCGGGAAACGUCACCAGCGUCGCAGGUCGCUGUAGGCCAGGGCCGCAUGGAAGGCGGUGGCGGCAUGGCCGUGGCCAGCGGUGCGAGCGCUGGUACGGGUAUGGGCGCGAAACCGGGCGGCCAGCCGUACACGGAGGAAGAGUACAUCCGGGUCACGCAGAUGUGGUAUGCCUCGCGUGGACAGGCGCCCCCGUCUGAAAGCUACAUCCGGCAACAUUAUCGUCAGAUGCUGUCACAGCUGCAACAGCAGCGGUGA